GCGAGCUUCACCGCACUGACAGUCCACAUCUUACACUGCUGACUCUAACGGCGGAGCCCUUCAGAUAUGGCGGGGCUUCGUUGAGAGGGACAGAAAAUCUCCGAGCACCGAACAGUUCGUUCUUGGACACGCGUCUCCCGCAGCCCUCCUUAUGCACCGCUGCGACGCGGAGAAACGGCAGCAGCGCUGAAAGAGUCGAAGAAAGAGGACGAGAGUGAUUUGUACCCCCUUGAACGGACAAUGGCGGACCGCGAUGCGCUGCCCCUUCCACUGGAAGUGCGGGCCAGAUUGGCUGAGCUGGAGUUGGAGUUAUCCGAAGGCGACAUCACUCAGAAAGGAUAUGAGAAGAAGAGGUCAAAACUGCUCGGGGCGUAUCUGCCCCACCCUCCAGGGCUGGAGGGGUCCAUGGCACACGAGCGCCGGCCGCCCAUGGCGUCCUCCGCUUCACGAUACCACCGUAGACGCUCCUCCGGCACCCGUGAUGAACGUUACCGUUCAGACGUCCACACAGAAGCAGUUCAGGCAGCACUAGCCAAACACAAGGAGAGGAAGGUGGCCGUUCCCAUGCCGUCCAAACGCCGUUCUCUAGUGGUACAGACCUCUAUGGAUGCCUACACCCCCCCAGACACCUCGUCCGGCUCGGAGGAGGAGGGCGGCCAGGGUGAGGGUACCCCCACCUCCAGCCAGGGCAGCAUCGGCAUGGAGCACUGGAUCAGCCGGGCCAUCCACCAGGGUUCCACCACCUCCUCCUCCUCAUCUUCGACGCAGAGUGGGGGCAGCGGAGCUGCCGGGCGCCUGGCUGACGUCCUGGCUCAAACGCAUGUCGGGAAAUCAGAGAAUCACUCAGCCCCUCCGGACGUCACCACCUACACCUCCGAACAUCCCGUUCAGGUAGAGAGGCCACAGGUGUCCACCGUACCCCGGACCACACCCAAAUAUGGCAAUGCCAAACUCAUGGAGACCGGAGAUGGCGUCCCAGUUAGCAGUCGUGUUUCGGCUAAAAUCCAGCAACUUGUGAACACACUAAAGCAGCCCAGACGACCUCCGCUUCGAGAGUUUUUUGUUGAUGAUUUUGAAGAGCUCCUAGAAGUCCAGCAGCCUGACCCCAACCAGCCACGGCCGGAGGGCUCUCAGAUGGUCGCCAUUCGAGGGGAACCACUGGGAGUGGUCACUAAUUGGCCACCAUCUUUAGAAGCUGCACUACAACGCUGGGGAACCAUCUCGCCCAAAGCGCCCUGCCUGACCACCAUGGACACCAACGGCAAACCCCUCUACGUCCUUACUUAUGGCAAGCUUUGGUCUCGGAGCAUCAAAGUAGCGUACAACAUCCUCCACAAACUGGGCACCAAGCAGGAACCUAUGGUCCGACCAGGAGACAGGGUGGCUCUUGUGUUCCCCAACAACGAUCCCGCCGCCUUUAUGGUCGCCUUUUACGGCUGCCUGCUGGCAGAGGUGGUGCCCGUACCCAUCGAAGUGCCACUUACCCGAAAGGAUGCAGGGAGUCAACAGAUCGGCUUUCUCCUGGGCAGUUGUGGCGUUACUGUAGCUCUGACCAGUGACGCCUGCCACAAAGGCCUUCCGAAAGGACCCACUGGCGAAAUACCACAGUUCAAAGGAUGGCCAAAGCUGCUAUGGUUCGUCACAGAAUCCAAACACCUGUCCAAGCCGCCACGUGAUUGGUUCCCUCACAUCAAAGAUGCAAAUAACGACACCGCCUACAUAGAGUAUAAGACCUGUAAAGAUGGGAGUGUUUUGGGUGUCACGGUGACACGGAUCGCACUUCUUACACACUGCCAGGCCCUAACGCAGUCUUGUGGAUACACAGAGGCUGAAAUCAUAGUGAAUGUAUUGGACUUUAAAAAGGAUGUGGGUUUGUGGCACGGCAUCCUAACUAGUGUCAUGAACAUGAUGCAUGUAAUCAGCAUCCCAUACUCCCUGAUGAAGGUCAACCCUCUGUCCUGGAUCCAGAAAGUGUGUCAGUACAAAGGUAAAGUAGCUUGUGUCAAGUCAAGGGAUAUGCACUGGGCUCUGGUCGCUCAUCGAGAUCAGAGAGAUGUCAACCUGAACUCCCUGCGCAUGCUGGUGGUGGCCGAUGGAUCCAACCCAUGGUCCAUCUCAUCGUGUGACGCGUUCCUCAAUGUCUUCCAGAGUAAAGGUCUGCGGCCAGAGGUCAUCUGUCCAUGUGCCAGCUCAGCUGAAGCCCUCACCGUGGCCAUCAGGAGGCCUACGGAUGACAGUAACCAGCCGCCGGGUCGAGGAGUGCUGUCUAUGCAGGGUCUGAGCUACAGUGUCAUCAGAGUGGACUCAGAAGAGCGUCUCUCCGUACUCACCGUACAGGAUGUGGGCACCGUGAUGCCAGGAGCUCUGAUGUGUGUGGUCAAACCAGAGGGAGUUCCUCAGCUGUGCCGAACAGAUGAGAUCGGAGAGCUGUGUGUGUGUUCCAUCGCCACGGGAAUGUCCUAUUAUGGGCUCUCGGGCAUGACAAAAAACACCUUUGAGGUCUUCCCCAUGACCAGUUCUGGGGCUCCUAUCAGCGAGUACCCCUUCACUCGGACAGGGCUGCUGGGCUUCAUAGGCCCGGGUGGGCUGGUGUUUGUCUCUGGAAAGAUGGAUGGGCUGAUGGUGGUGAGCGGACGGAGACACAACGCUGAUGAUAUCGUCGCAACAGCGCUGGCAGUGGAGCCCAUGAAGUUUGUGUACAGGGGCAGGAUAGCUGUAUUUUCUGUGACGGUCCUGCAUGACGAGAGAAUUGUGGUCGUAGCCGAGCAGCGGCCGGACUCCACAGAGGAGGACAGCUUCCAGUGGAUGAGUCGUGUGCUGCAGGCGAUAGACAGCAUCCACAACGUCGGGGUGUUUUGUUUGGCAUUGGUGCCCGCUAACACCCUUCCCAAAACUCCUCUGGGAGGGAUCCACCUGUCGGAGACCAAGCAGCUGUUUUUGGAAGGCUCCCUGCAUCCCUGUAACGUCCUAAUGUGCCCUCACACCUGCGUCACCAACCUGCCCAAACCCAGACAGAAACAGCCAGAGAUUGGCCCCGCCUCUGUGAUGGUGGGAAACCUGGUCUCGGGGAAGAGGAUCGCUCAGGCCAGCGGCAGAGAUCUGGGCCAGAUCGAAGACAAUGAUCAGGCAAGAAAGUUCCUCUUCCUGUCUGAGGUGUUGCAGUGGAGAGCCCAGACCACUCCAGAUCACGUGCUCUUCACCCUCCUCAGUUCAAGGGGAACAGUCCUGAGCUCACUGACGUGUCUUCAGUUGCAUAAGCGGGCGGAGAAGAUAGCAGCCAUGUUGAUGGAGCGAGGCCACCUGCAGGACGGUGAUCACGUUGCGCUGGUGUACCCGCCUGGAAUCGAUUUGGUUGCUGCCUUUUACGGAUGCUUGUAUGCCGGCUGUGUACCAAUUACAGUGCGACCCCCACACCCGCAGAACAUCGCCACCACCCUGCCCACUGUGAAAAUGAUUGUGGAAGUGAGCCGAUCGGCCUGUGUGAUGACCUCACAAGUAAUUUCCAAGCUCCUGAAGUCAAAGGAGGCAUCUGCCGCAGUGGACGUCAGGUCGUGGCCUCUUGUUCUGGACACAGAUGAUCUGCCAAAGAAGAAGCCCCCUCAGCUCUACAAACCCUCCAAUCCAGACACGCUGGCUUACUUGGACUUCAGCGUCUCCACUACUGGGAUGCUUGCAGGAGUAAAGAUGUCCCACACAGCCACCAGUGCCUUUUGCCGCUCUAUAAAGCUUCAGUGUGAGUUGUAUCCCUCUCGUGAGGUGGCCAUCUGCUUGGAUCCGUACUGUGGCCUCGGCUUUGUCCUCUGGUGCCUCUGCAGUUGCUCUCUCUCUGUCUUUCUCUGUCCUGUCCCUAAGUCCCGUGGACUUGACCUGUCCCGUGUGAGGACGUGUGUGGUCGUCGCUGAGGAGAGGCCCAGGAUAGCCCUCACCCAGUCCUUCUCCAAGCUCUUUAAAGACCUGGGCCUGCACCCACGAGCCGUCAGCACUUCCUUCGGAUGUAGAGUGAACCUGGCCAUCUGCCUGCAGGGGACAUCAGGACCGGACCCGACUACUGUGUACGUGGACAUGAGAGCUCUCCGACACGACAGAGUGCGGCUGGUCGAGAGAGGCUCCCCACACAGUCUCCCGCUCAUGGAGUCUGGAAAGAUUUUACCCGGAGUUCGAAUCAUCAUCGCCAAUCCUGAAACCAAGGGCCCGCUGGGAGACUCCCAUCUAGGGGAGAUCUGGGUUCACUGCACCCAUAACGGCAGCGGUUACUUCACGGUGUACGGCGAUGAGGCCCUGCAAUCUGAUCACUUCAACUCACACUUGAGCUUUGGAGAUACGCAGACCGUAUGGGCGCGUACCGGCUACCUGGGCUUCCUCCGCAGGACCGAACUCACAGAUGCAAGUGGAGAGCGGCAUGACGCUCUGUAUGUAGUGGGCGCUCUGGAUGAAGCCAUGGAGCUGAGAGGAAUGAGGUAUCACCCCAUCGACAUAGAGACCUCUGUGAUACGCACCCACAAGAGCAUCAUGGAAUGUGCGGUGUUUCCCUGGACCAACCUGCUGGUGGUGGUCGUGGAGCUGGAAGGUUCAGAACAGGAAGCACUGGACCUGGUUCCUUUGGUGACCAACGCGGUCCUGGAGGAGCACUACCUGAUCGUAGGCGUGGUGGUGGUGGUGGACAUUGGCGUCAUUCCCAUCAACUCUCGCGGAGAGAAACAGAGGAUGCACCUGCGAGACGGCUUUCUAGCCGAUCAGCUGGACCCCAUUUAUGUGGCAUAUAACAUGUAGCAUGAGUGUACGCGUGUAUGUUUGCGUGCGUGUGUUUUGCCGACUGCACGUGACCGGUUGGGCGAUCUUCCGCAAAUGGACACUUACUGGGAGAAACCUUGAGAAGUGAUAGCCAAGCCAAACGGCAAAACAGAUUGGCAGAAGGAUUCGGUCUCCUGAAGGGAAGAAGAAUCGCCUCUGCUUCUGCUUGUGUGCGCGUCGCUUUGUUUUCACGUGAGGUGUUGCAACAUCAUUUUUAUUCCGCCCUACGUGAGCGAAGGGUAUUUUAAAAUAUCUGCAUACUAUGGCGAAAUGUGCGUUUUAGAUUUCCCGAUUAUUUGGAGUAACUUGUUGAAAGUAGAUGCGAUAUCACACUCUGGACGCCAUUUCUGUCCGUUCAUUUGAAAAAAAGGUACAACGCCAACUUGUUACAUUUGUACGUACGUUGCAGCGGUCCUUCAGCAACUUGCCGGUUUAGUUUUUCAAACUUUGUAAAUGUUCUCGAACAGCGGGAAGCAAAAACGAAGAAAAAACGUCCCCUGCUUUUUCGAUUCCUCCAUGUUUAAUAUCAUUGUACAAAGCUGAAGGUGAACACAAAGUCGGUUGAUAUUGUGUAAUUAUGUACAGAUAAUAGUUCUUAUUUAUUUUGUUCUUUUUUGAAUCGGUGGGCGAAGACAUUUGGAAAUGUUUUCCUCAUUAAAUAAUAUUGCUGAUAUAAAACAUUGUAUCAUCUUGAGUGAGUAGUAUCACAUCAAGUCUAUGUAAAAAUAUAAAUAUACGUACAAAUAUAUAUAAAAAGGAAAUAUAUAUAUAUAUAAAAUAAGAUCUACAAAUCACCAGUGAAACAUUUCUAAUGCAGUACUUCCCAUUUGCAUGGUGUCUGUUGUAGAGAGAAUCAACUGACCGAGCGGACGGUUAAUAAUACGAACUCAUAGGACUUUGAAGACGAUGUCAAACAUGCGGAACCAAUGCUUCAGUUUUUCUAAUUGAAACGAAAUCGCUGCGCCCUUUCCGAGAGAAAACGAACCCUAAAAAUGUGCCUGGAAUUGUUUACAUUUUGCUUUUAUGACUCAAAUCUGCAUCGCAAUUUGUUACGUUGUUUUUAUUUGCUCGGAUUGAAUUUUUUACUUGUUUUGUAUCAUUUUUCUGUGUGAUUGCAUCAUUAUUUAUUGACACAGGCUUUUACACAAGUGCGUUUUUGUUUACCGCUCAAACACCACAGAUACCAUUCGUGAGCGUUUGAAUUUUAAUUCAACACAGAUUUAGGUAUUUUCAUAACACAAUAUUUUACGUUAAUGCCUCACAGUUUACUUUCAACCCCGAUCAGCUCACGUGAAAUGGAUUAAGCCCUUGUUUUUAAUCGGUUUAUGUGGGGAAUACAUGCUAAAUAAACGCUGGCAUAUUGUUGGCACAUGCAAUAUUGGCAAAGCAUGAAACAUGACCGACUGGCUAUAAUAAUGCAAACAAUAGCGAAGAGAGGAAAAAGAAGCGUGCCAUCAUUCUUCAUUGUACCAGCCACAUUAGAAGGGACGCGUUUUCGGAACUCCUUUUCAUAGCACUGGCAAUCCGUUAAAUCAACAUGACAAAACGGAGUAUUCUGGAUUUUCUUUUCUUUUCCACAUCCUGCCUCGGCGAUUGAUAAUACGGCAGGCGUCACAGACAAAAUCGCGGAGA
Messenger RNA from Sinocyclocheilus grahami, 6423 nucleotides. Its product is annotated as disco-interacting protein 2 homolog C-like. The record is from RefSeq and is a predicted model, not a curated record. NCBI's taxonomy places the organism in Eukaryota, Metazoa, Chordata, Actinopteri, Cypriniformes, Cyprinidae. The transcript has 36 exons. The coding region runs from base 241 to 4770 and encodes 1509 amino acids.